CCACUGCGUAGAGGGUUUUUUGGCGCGCUUUUGGAAAAGCCCGCCCCGCUUCAGCGUUCACAGCUCUUGUCCGGAUUCGGCUUCCGUAGUGAAGAUGCGGAGCCGCGAGGAAGUCGAAGCUACGCUGCAGGUCGCGAAAGUGAACCCGGCGGAGCUGCUCCCGGUCGUGCAGUGCCUCAGCUUCGGUGCGGCCGCGGAGGCCCCCGAAUAUCGCCUUCUGCAGCUGGAGCCGGAACUGUGCGCCGAGUUGGAGGCAGGACGGAGCCUGAUGAUACGUGGAGACCGAGAGGAACAUGCUGUGCUGUGCAGUAAAGAUAAGACUUAUGACAUGAAAAUAGCAGACACAUCUAACACCUUGCUUUUCAUUCCUGGCUGUGAAACUCCAGAACAACUUGGUGCAGAUAAGCCUACUUCUAACAUUGUUCACCUCCAGAUUGCAGGGGUCGCCAAAAAUUUCUGGGAACUAAGAAGAUGUCGACCUAAACUCAAGAAACUCAAGAAACUUCUAAUGGAAAGUCCUUAUGAAGGGCCAGACACUGAGCAAGAGCAAACUUCGGCUAACUCAAAGUAUGCAACAGAAGACUUACUGGAUCAAGUCCAAGCAAGUGAGGAAGAAAUAAUGCAUCAACUGGAAACUCUCAAAGCAUGCCAGAUUGAAGGAUACUGGAGGAUCCUAGAUUUUGAUUAUGAGAUGAAACUGUUGAAUCAUGUGACUCAGUUGAUAUACACAGAAUCCUGGUCAUUUAACAGAGUCCCUUUAAGCGUAUGUCUUCAAGAGCUUGGUCCACUAGAACCAGAGAAUAUGAUAGAGCACAUUCUUAUGAGCUAUGGAAGGAAAUACACUGAUGAAGGUGACACCUACUUUGAAAUGAAGGAAGAGAAGAUAUGCCGAGGAAUAGCUCAAAUGCUCUUAAACAAUGCAGUUAAAUUCAGUCUCUCGGAAUUUCAAGAAGUAUGGCAACAGAGUGUCCCUGAAGGAAUGAUCACUGGACUGGACCAGUUAAAGGGUUUGGCUCUUGCGGAUUACUCUUCCAAACCAGAGACUAUUUCCUUGCUAAACAUUGAAGACUUACCAGAAGAAAACCAGGAAAGAUUUAAUACCUUGUUCAAAAUUAGGGAGAAAUGGACAGAAGCUGAUAUAGUGCCAUAUAUACAAGAUUUGUGUUCAGAGAAGCAAACAACUGGUGCGUUGCUGACAAAAUACGCUCGUUCUUCAAUGCAGAAUGGAAUCAAAGUUUACAAUUCUAGAAGACCCAUUUCAUAAGAAGCAAUCCUGUUUAAGAGCUGAAGAUGGAACUGUGAACUGGUCUCUUGGGAUUUUAGUAGCAAAUUUUGUGACCAGAAGCAGACACAUAACAGUCUUUUAUGGUGGGCAUGUAAAAAUAUUAAAAGGCAUUUGAAUUCUUGAAUAAAGUUUUGCUAUAUGAGCUUGAGCUAUCUUUAAAGUUUCAAACCCUGCGGAACUGUCU
Messenger RNA from Sceloporus undulatus (fence lizard), 1469 nucleotides. RefSeq names its product DNA replication and sister chromatid cohesion 1 (gene DSCC1). Gene Ontology annotation, biological process: mitotic sister chromatid cohesion; maintenance of mitotic sister chromatid cohesion. Gene Ontology annotation, cellular component: chromatin; chromosome, centromeric region; Ctf18 RFC-like complex. The record is from RefSeq and is a predicted model, not a curated record. The transcript is spliced from 9 exons. Lineage: Eukaryota; Metazoa; Chordata; Lepidosauria; Squamata; Phrynosomatidae. Bases 95 to 1264 code for a protein of 389 amino acids.